Messenger RNA from Nomascus leucogenys (northern white-cheeked gibbon), 4731 nucleotides. RefSeq names its product LDL receptor related protein 10 (gene LRP10). Gene Ontology annotation, molecular function: protein binding. The transcript is spliced from 8 exons. Gene Ontology annotation, cellular component: plasma membrane. Bases 558 to 2228 code for a protein of 556 amino acids. NCBI's taxonomy places the organism in Eukaryota, Metazoa, Chordata, Mammalia, Primates, Hylobatidae. The record is from RefSeq and is a predicted model, not a curated record.
CCCGGCUACUCCAACCCCUGGGCGGGCGGGGGUACCGCCUGGGCAAGGGCCGGGGCGCCGGGCCGAGCCACCUCUCCCCCUCCCCCGCUUCCCUGUCGUGCUCCGCUGGCUGGACGCGCUGGAAGAGUGGAGCAGCAUCCGGCAGGCCCUGGGGGCUGACAGUCGGCAAAGUUUGGCCCGAAGAGGAAGUGGUCUUAAACCCCGGCAGGUGGCGACGAGGCCAGGCCAGGGGCGCUCGCGGCCUGCGGGCGGGCUGUAGGCGAGGUCGCGCCCCAGUGCCGAGACCCAGGACUUCGGGAGCCGGCCCCGGGAGAGAGAGUGCGGCGGCGGCCGGAGAAAACAACUCCAAAGUUGGCGAAAGGCACCGCCCCUACUCCCGGGCUGCCGCCGCCUCCCCGCCCCCAGCCCUGGCAUCCAGAGCACGGGUCGAGCCCGGGCCAUGGAGCCCCCUUGGGGAGGCGGCACCGGGGAGCCUGGGCGCCCGGGGCUCCGCCGCGACCCCAUCGGGUAGACCACAGAAGCUGCGGGACGCUUCCGGCACCUCUGGACAGCCCAGGAUGCUGUCGGCCACCCUCCUCCUCCUCCUCCUUGGGGGCGCUCUGGCCCAUCCAGACCGGAUUAUUUUUCCAAAUCAUGCUUGUGAGGACCCCCCAGCAGUGCUCUUAGAAGUGCAGGGCACCUUACAGAGGCCCCUGGUCCGGGACAGCCGCACCUCCCCCGCCAACUGCACCUGGCUCAUCCUGGGCAGCAAGGAACAGACUGUCACCAUCAGGUUCCAGAAGCUACACCUGGCCUGUGGCUCAGAGCACUUAACCCUACACUCCCCUCUCCAGCCACUGAUCUCCCUGUGUGAGGCACCUCCCAGCCCUCUGCAGCUGCCCGGGGGCAACGUCACCAUCACUUACAGCUAUGCUGGGGCCAGAGCACCCAUCGGCCAGGGCUUCCUGCUCUCCUACAGCCAAGAUUGGCUGAUGUGCCUGCAGGAAGAGUUUCAGUGCCUGAACCACCGCUGUGUAUCUGCUGUCCAGCGCUGUGAUGGGAUUGAUGCCUGUGGCGAUGGCUCUGAUGAAGCAGGUUGCAGCUCAGACCUCUUCCCUGGCCUGACCCCAAGACCCGUCCCCUCCCUGCCUUGCAAUCUCACCUUGGAGGACUUCUAUGGGGUCUUCUCCUCCCCUGGAUAUACACACCUUGCCUCAGUCUCCCACCCCCAGUCCUGCCAUUGGCUGCUGGACCCCCAUGAUGGCCGGCGGCUGGCCGUGCGCUUCACAGCCCUGGACUUGGGCUUUGGAGAUGCAGUGCAUGUGUAUGAUGGCCCUGGGCCCCCUGAGAGCUCCCGACUACUGCGUAGUCUCACCCACUUCAGCAAUGGCAAGGCUGUCACUGUGGAGACACUGUCUGGCCAGGCUGUUGUGUCCUACCACACAGUUGCUUGGAGCAAUGGUCGUGGCUUCAAUGCCACCUACCAUGUGCGGGGCUACUGCUUGCCUUGGGACAGACCCUGUGGCUUAGGCUCUGGCCUGGGGGCUGGCGAAGGCCUAGGUGAGCGCUGCUACAGUGAGGCACAGCGCUGUGAUGGCUCAUGGGACUGUGCUGACGGCACAGAUGAGGAAGACUGCCCAGGCUGCCCACCCGGACACUUCCCUUGCGGGGCUGCUGGCACCUCUGGUGCCACAGCCUGCUACCUGCCUGCUGACCGCUGCAACUACCAGACUUUCUGUGCUGACGGAGCAGACGAGAGACGCUGUCGGCAUUGCCAGCCUGGCAAUUUCCGAUGCCGGGACGAGAAGUGCGUGUAUGAGACAUGGGUAUGCGAUGGGCAGCCAGACUGUGCGGACGGCAGUGAUGAGUGGGACUGCUCCUAUGUUCUGCCCCGCAAGGUCAUUACAGCUGCAGUCAUUGGCAGCCUAGUGUGCGGCCUGCUCCUGGUCAUCGCCCUGGGCUGCACCUGCAAGCUCUAUGCCAUUCGCACCCAGGAGUACAGCAUUUUUGCCCCCCUCUCCCGGAUGGAGGCUGAGAUUGUGCAGCAGCAGGCACCCCCUUCCUACGGGCAGCUCAUUGCCCAGGGUGCCAUCCCACCUGUAGAAGACUUUCCUACAGAGAAUCCUAAUGAUAACUCAGUGCUGGGCAACCUGCGUUCUCUGCUACAGAUCUUACGCCAGGAUAUGAGUCCAGGAGGUGGCCCAGGUGCCCGCCGUCGUCAGCGGGGCCGCUUGAUGCGACGCCUGUGAGCGAGAGCCUGAGGAAGUAGCAGAGAGGGGUGUGGGCCCGUGUGCAGUUCUGGGACCCUGGCACCUUGGCUCAGGGAAGACCCAAGCUCCUUUUACUGCAGACCCUCUCCAGAAACUGGGGAGAGAGCUCUGGAGAACCUGGUUCUUGCUUACUGUUCUCCCUUUGGGCCCUCCUUCCCAAAUGCAAACAAUCCUGGGUCCACUCAGCGUCAGGCCCAAUGGAAAUAGUGAAGCAGUGAUUUUCCCUCCCCUGCCUCUCCAUAGCCUGGUCUUUGCCCUCUCCUUUGCUCUUCUCUUCCCCCAUAGCCACCUCAAAUACCGGCAGCCUGAUAUCUUCAUCCCUUCAUCCAGACCUUUUCUCUCCUAGUGGUAUUGCAAACUGAAAGUGGACAAAGACUUAAAGUAAAACUGCUCCUCAUGGUGGAAUGCUUCCAAACGCUGGAAGGAGGACUUUAGGGCAGAGUUCACUAAGGAGGCCUGUGCUUAUAGAUCAGUGGGCCUGAAAGAAGUUUCUCUAGGUUCUGGUUGUGUGCUGUAUGAGGUGUAGGCAGUAAUAAUACUCUUGUCAGCCACAGUGAAGCCCCAAGCUAGCCGGGAUAGGGGACUGACGUUGUACAGGCAGCAUGGAGAAACUAAGACAGUGUCCUGCUCAAGUGAUGACACUGGGGAGCAGUCACUCAGGUUAAUUUCCACCAGGGCCCAAGAAAAAAAGAAAUGAGGCAACCUAAAAUUCCAUCAAGAUAGAUACCAAUAUCCAAGGUGUUUGGUCUUAGGGGUGUGGGACCCACGUCAAGGCUCUUGGUGGGAAGGUGGGAGGUGUUUUCAGCAUGAGAUAGGGCUCAGGCUGUGAAUCAGAGUCUAGAGUCUAAGAUAAAAGAAGAUACCAGGGCCAGGCGUGGUGGCUUACGCCUGUAAUCCUAGCACUUUGGGAGGCCAAGGCAGGCAGAUUGCCUGAGCUCAGGAGUUCGAGACUAGCCUGGGCAACACGGUGAAACCCUGUCUCUACUAAAAUACAAAAAAGUAGCCGGGUGUGGUGGCAUGCACCUGUAGUCCCAGCUACUCGGGAGGCUGAGGCAGGAGAAUUGCUUGAACCUGGGAGGCAGAAGUUGCAGUGAGUGGAGAUCGCGCCACUGCACUCUAGCCUGGGUGACAGAGCGAGACUCCUCCAAAAAAAAAGAAAAGAAAAUACCAGAACUCAGUCCUUAAGAAACAAAAUUCUGCCAGGCGCAGUAGCUCACGCCUGUAAUCCCAGCACUUUGGAGGGGCCAAGGCAGGCGGAUCCCUUGAGGCCAAGAGUUCAAGAACAGCCUGGGCAACAUGAUGAAACCCUGUGUCUACCAAAAAUACUAAAAACUAGCCAGUCUCAUAACCUGGUCUCAAAAUAAAUAAAUAGAUUAAAAAAAAAAAAAAAAACAUGGGCCUGAACCAAGCUCCAGGCCUCAUUAGGAGGAGAGAAGGACCCCCCAGCCACACAGCCCAAGGCUGCAGAAGCACCCAGGUGGUUAGAGAGUGAGUGCCUGGAUGGGGUGCGGUGGCUCAUGCCUGUAAUCCCAGCACUUUGGGAGGCUGAGGCAGGCGGAUCACGAGGUCAAAAGAUCAAGACCAUCCUGGCCAACAUGGUGACACCGUGUCUCUACUAAAAAUACAAAAAUAAGCUGGGCAUAGUGGUGCAUGCCUGUAGUCCCAUCUACUCGGGAGGCUGAAGCAGAAGAAUCACUUAAACCUGGGAGGCAAAGGUUGUAGUGAGCUGAGAUCGCGCCACUGCACUCCAGCCUGGCAACAGAGCAAGACUCCGUCUCAAAAAAAAGAAAGUGAGUGCCUGAUGAUGCCAGAUUCUUCAUCACCUGAAGUGAACCCGCACAACAGAGCUGGGCCAUGGGCAUCAUAGACCCCAUUUUGCAAGCUCAGGAGGAGCUUCAGGGAAAUCAGAAGACUGGCCCAGUCUCUACCAAGUGGUGGAUUUAGACCUGGCAUGGCUCCAUUCCGAAUCUCACCCUUGUCCCACCAUUCCACGGGACCUCCCAUUCCUGAGGGAGCCUAGAUACGGGCAAGUGCACAACCUAGGAGGUUGAGGUUACAGUGAGCCAUGAUCGCACCACUGCAGUCCAGCCUGAGCAAUAGGGUGAGACCCUCUCUCUGAAAAAAAUAAAAAUACUCAUUUUGGAAGGAAGUCAUUCUAAAAUGUUACACUUGUCUUCAGCAUAUCUGCAAUAUAAUAAUUUUCUGCAUAACUGAUCAUUCACAGAAACCAAUGGCUUUUCUCCAGCAGUGUCUUCUGAAGUUGUAACAGUAGGGGCACGGGGAGCUAUUUGCUUUUAUGCUAAAUGACCUUAGACCACUUAUAAAAUGCAUAUGAGUGCUUUAAAUGUUAUUUUGUGUGUGUGUGGUGUUGCCUCCCUGACUAAAGGGGUCACUUGCUACUCUAAAUGUGUUUCUAAUCUACUAGUACAGGAACACACAUGGACACAUUAAAAUUGUGAAUAAAAGUAAGUAAAAAGUAAAA